This is a messenger RNA of Paramecium sonneborni, 3215 nucleotides long. Lineage: Eukaryota; Ciliophora; Oligohymenophorea; Peniculida; Parameciidae. The record is from the annotation of a GenBank genome assembly.
AUGUUUUAAAAAACUCAAAACAAUUAAUAUAUGAUUGAUUUAUGUUAAGCUUAAGUGUUUCUUGAAAAAGGAAAGCAAAAAAAAAUGUAUUACAAGAUAUUAAAAAAUUAAUAACAAGAAAAUAAUUAAUUCAAUCAAAUAGAAAUUGAUUAAGCCUAUUCUGCUUAUAGAAAAUAUUUUCAAGAUGCAGCAAUUUUAUUUGAAAAUAAGCUUAAUGAUUAAAUUAUAGCUGCUAAUUCAUAUUAUUCAGGAAAAUAUUUUGAAUAAAGUAUCAUUAUCUUUUUAAAUAAAAAUAAACUACCUGAAGCAGCUAAGGCAGCUGAAAAAGCUCAACUUACAUUGAUGGCAGCUAUUAUUUAAUUAAAACUAUCUAAUAUCGAUAAAUGUAUUUCAUUAUUAAGAAUUGAUGUUGAUAAUAGUUGUUUUUAUUUAGAAGUACUAAAUUAUGCUAAGAAGAAUAAUUUAAUAAAUCAUUCCAAGUUAAAAGAAGAACUCUAAUUCAUUGAGAAAUCUCAAAAUAAUAUAUUUAAAUAACUACCUUAGAUGAAAAUUUAACAUAAUUUAGAAGAUUUAUGUAAUUCUUAUAUUAGGACAAGAACUUAAUUCAUUAAUACUUUUAAUAAAUAAAUAAAAUUAUUCCUAAAUUCCUCAUUUAAAUAAAAUGAUUGGUAUACUAAUUUAUUCGAUACAGUCUAGAUUUUUUCAAAUAUUAUAAUAGAGGAAGUGAAAAGAUAAAGUAUUAAGAAAGAAAAUUCUUAUUUUUAAUUUUUAGAGAAUGAAUUUUAGAAAUCUUUGAUAGAUUAUGCUAAUAGAGAUAUUUAAUAUUUUGUUGUAUCAUAUUUAGAAGCCAUUGAAUGUUUUGAGCUUUUAAAAAUUUUAAAAACCAAUCGAACUCAUCUUUAUCAACUUGAAUUAUCUCCCCAUGAUCCAAACAAUUUAAUUAAUAAAAUUGGUAGUUAAUUAGAUUUAUAAUAUUUUAUAUUUAAAAAAAAAAUGUUCUAUUUGUCUGAAGAUUAACUUUAAUAUUAUAAUAGUUAGAAAUAUAAAUAGAUAAAUGAUACUUAAUUUUAAAUCUUUCUAUUAACUCAUGUAUUUCAUACUUUUUAAACUUUUUAGAAACAAAAUUAAGAUGGUUUAAGUUAAUGUAAGAAAAAGAUUGAGAAUGAAUUGAAUAGUAAAAGUUAUGUUAAAAUUUUAUUUUGUGUAGAACAAGAAUUAUAAAUUCAAGAAUUCUAAAAACUUUUAUAAAAUAUGCUAAAUAAUAAUAAUUAAACAUAGAAUAUUGUUGAUAUAACUUUAAAAAAAUUAAAUAAAGUAUUUUCAUUAAAUUUAAAUAACUAAUUAAAACACCUUGAAGAAUUAUUUAAUAUCGAUUUUAAAUAAGAUCAUAUUAAAUAAGUAGAAUAAUAUACUACAUUAUUUUAUGUACUAUUUAAAUUUCAUUUUGAGAAUCGAAAAAUGGAUGAAAUAUUCGAAAAUAUAUCAUUGCAAGCUUGUUUUAAAAUUAUGUUUUUAUUAUUGUCUGGAUCAUUAUUAUAUUAAUUUGACUUUAGAAAAAACUUUUAGAAUUCUUUAUUUAGAGCUAUUAGUAUAGUAUUUAAAAUUUACAUAUUUUAAUCUGACUCUCUAAAUUUUAUAGGUUAAGCAUUUGCUGUUAUUUAAAAAGAUAGCUAUUUGAAAUUAUUCAACAAGGAAGGUUCAAUUAAUUUGGAAGGUGGUUGUUAUUUAUUUGAUUCAAUAAAAGUAAUUCAGUAAAUUUAAAAAAAAUUCAUUAAUUUAAUUUUCAACAUAAAGCCAACUUAAAUUUGUACAAAACUAAUCUUCCAAAAUGAAAAGGAAAAGAAAUUAGUUAAAAUUGAGGUAACAAAAGAAGAAGAGUUGAUUUUUAUUGAAUCAUUAAAAAAGUUAAUGUAAAAAACUAAAUAGGAAAAAGAAAAUAAAAAUAAAAAUAAAAAAGAAAAUAAAAAUAAUUUGCUCAAAGUAAUCAUAAAUCUAAAUUUCUUAUUAUCAUUUACAAAUAUUAGUUUAAACAAUAAUUUUUAAUUCCUUUAAGCAGUUGAUGUGUCAUAUCAUUUAAGAUUUUAUGAAGUUAAAAGAAAUUGUGUGAGCAUUUUUGCCAUUAUACUUUGGUUUAAAUUUAUUCAAUCCAAAUCAGUAAGAUCGGAUUUUUUAAGCUUAUAUUAGGAUGUUUAACUAUAAUAUGAAGUUACUUAUAUAGUUCUUUGCUUACUUUUGUCUUUUGCAAGUUUGAAAGAAAAUAAUCAUAUAAAAUUAGAUGUAACAGAAUUUGAAUUUAUCAAAUUUUAAGAAUAAUAAAUUAAUUAAGAAGAAAAAGAAGAAGGCAUUGACACAGAAUCGUCAAAAGCUUAAAAAAACGAGGAUAGAAUUGAAUUUUGGAAAAAAUAUUCAGAUGCUUAUGUUAAGUUAAAAAAAUUAUAUUAUGAUGAAGAGAAUUAACAAAAUAUUCAGAAUCCUAUUAAGUAUAUGUAAUUCAAUCUGAUAUUAACAAGGGAACUUUUCGAAUAUAUAUAAAUUCAUUUAUAUUAAAAUGAGGAAUUAAUAUUAGAUAACAAUAAUUUCAUGAAGGACUUUGCCACUUUUCCUUUGCUUUGUGAAUGUGUGUUAAAAGUUAUUAUAAAUAUAAUCUUAAAAUCAAGAGAAAAUUAAGAACAUAAUCUUAAUUAUUAUUUAAAAUUGUUUAAGGUAUUAAUAAUAAAUCUAAAAUAAUUAACAAUAGACUAAACUAAUAUUUUUUCUUAAAAUCUCCUAAAUAUAUUUUAAGAGCUUGAAAAAGAAAAAAUUUUAAAUCAUGAUAUAAUGACGGAUACUAAAAAUAUUCUCCAUUAGUUUAUGUCUUCAGAUGGUAUUUUUGGUAUUGUUGAAAGUUACAGUCUAAAUACAAAUUAUUCUUAAAAUUAUACUAAAGUCAAAUAAGAUGAAACUAAUAGUCUCAUUACUUAUUAUAAGUUGAGAAUGAAUUUGACUGGAAAAUCAACUUUAGAAGAUAAAAAGGUUGAGAAAGUUUAUCAAAAAAUUUAUUAAUUAAAGAGGUAAAUUUUUUAAUUUUAUAUUAGUUUUUUAAAUGAAGUUGCUUUAAAUGCUAAUUUGAAUUUUUAUGAGUUUUCUCAAAUAAAUGAAUUAAUAUAUGAUAUUGAUCUACUGGAAAAAAGUAUUGAUUAGAACAAAUAAUUUUAGAAAUUGGCUUAAUACAAUGA